Rotaria sp. Silwood1 is the source of this 1503-nucleotide messenger RNA. The record is from the annotation of a GenBank genome assembly. NCBI's taxonomy places the organism in Eukaryota, Metazoa, Rotifera, Eurotatoria, Philodinida, Philodinidae.
AUGAUCACAUGGCGCAUCACCAACUCAACAUCGAAUCCACUCGUUGUCGAAAUACUUCAACGUCAUGCAUGGAAUUAUUCAUGGUGGCCAUGUACGAAUGCUCAGAUAUCUGCUGGAAAUUACAUGAUUGGUUCGGGAAAUAUUAUUUGUCCUUCGUCUUGUCCACCAAAUGUUAGUACAAUUAAUUCAGUGACUGUUCCAUGUACUGGAUAUAAUCAAAUUGAAAGUUAUGUUAGUGGUGAAGGACGAUUUACUUUCCGUGUUCCACCAAAUUAUCGAUUUCGAGCAAUAUUUAAUAAUUCAGCAUGGUUCUCAUUAGUUACUGGUGGAGGAGUAUGGUCUGUAGCAACAGAAAUUAACACUUAUAUACGACCGAGUGGACGAUAUAAUCAAGCACCUAUUGUUACUAUGUUACCGGUUAUUAGACUUCGUCGUUAUCUUAUUUAUGAUAUUAAAAUAAAUGUUGCUGAUAAUGAUUUUGAUCGAUAUACGUGUGUUUGGUCGAAUUCAAGUCAAGAAUGUGGCGGUGUAUGUCGAUCUGCACUUACUUUACCGGCUUCGACAUUUCUCAAUGAGACAAGUUGCAUACUUCAUUUUGUGCCAGCUACGAUUGGUUUUUAUGCUAUGGCAUUCACUAUACUAGAUUUUGAAAAUGAAACAAGUACCACCCCUCUCUCACGUGUACCGAUUCAAUUUAUUUUCAAUGUUUGGGAUUCAAAUGUAACAUGUUCUUUAAAACCAAUUUAUAUUGGUGAUGUAUCUGCUGAUGAAUGUAUUUUUGUUGAGCCAGGUAAAAAUAUUACAGUGCUCAUUCGAAUCAAGGUUCAAUGUCCAAAUGCUACACUAGCUAAUGUAAUUGGUGUCUAUCCCACCGGCUUUACACAAUCAUCAAGAUAUACUGAUGCAUAUGAUCCAACUAUUAAUAUUUUUCAAGUCUCCUAUACAGGUAAUGCAAAUCAAGUAGGUCAAAAUUUAUUUUGUUUUGCUGGUGUUGAUUCAAUUGGUAAUCAAGGGGAUUCAAAUUGUCUCCGUUUUACAGUACAAUUAGCUUCUGAUAGUCGUAAUACUCUCUAUGUUAACAAUGCAACUCAUUUUCCAAUGGGUCUUGUAUCAAAAUAUCAAUCAAAUUGGACAUUACUCUAUCCAACAACAACAACAUUUGUACGACCAACUACUGAUGCAUAUAUUCGUUUUAAAAUCACUUCGACUCAACAAGACUUUGUUACAUAUAAUGUAGCAAAACAAACAACCAAUGUGAUUUAUCUUUCAGAUCGUUUGGUUAUUUUAUCAAAUGUUGCUUUUAGUCCUGGACAAAAUUAUUAUAUUUCAAUAGAUCCAGGUGUAUUUUUACCUAUAGCAACUUGUUUGCGAGAUUCAAUGGAAAUAACAGAUAAGACUUUUUGGCCAUAUAAUACAGCAUCUGAACCAAAUACAACAGUAACAACAAGUACUACAUCACAAUCAUCAACAACAACUUUAGUAAAUCGAACAGUGAAUAUUUAA